AGUGCCGGCAAGUGGGGCACGACGAGUGAGCGCUCAGCCACUUGUCGAUGCAUCGGACAUGGAACCCGUGGUGGCAUUUGGGCAGGAGCCGGACCCGUUCUCCAGGGACGAACUCCGACAAGCAUAUCACGCACUCAGUGUCGAGCCCUGGCAACUUCAGCUCUGAUGAGUAG
Molecule: messenger RNA, 173 nt
Organism: Punica granatum (pomegranate)
Lineage: Eukaryota; Viridiplantae; Streptophyta; Magnoliopsida; Myrtales; Lythraceae
Source: RefSeq, a predicted model, not a curated record